Molecule: messenger RNA, 228 nt
Organism: Apiotrichum porosum
Lineage: Eukaryota; Fungi; Basidiomycota; Tremellomycetes; Trichosporonales; Trichosporonaceae
Exons: 1
Coding region: 1-228 (75 amino acids)
Source: RefSeq, a predicted model, not a curated record
AUGGUCCCUCCCCCGCCCCUCCCAGCGCCUCCCCUCAACUCGUACGAGAGGGAAGCUGUAAAGUCCUUUGGUGGCUGGACGGCCUUUUGCAACGCCUACGGCCUCAAGCCCCAGAACGCCGACGACAACGAGGAGGCAUACCAGAUUGUCAAGCGCAUGGGGGAGAACGAUCGGCUCGACGCAGAGGAGAAGGCCAAGGCCGGCAAGGCGGGUGCUGGGCGUCGCUGA